AUAGAUAUAGCACUUGGUUAUUGCAGAAUGUUGGGUUAAUUUUUAAACUUGCUGGUUGGCAAUAAAUAAAUUUAGGAUUUUCUCGGACUGAUUCUGGAAUCCGAAAUUGAAUUUGUUCGAAAUGAAUCUUCAAAAUCUUGAGAGAGUUACAACACUUGUAGAGAAGGCGAGACUUAGCACUAAAACAUGGAGACGUAUUGCUGCAGUUGGUGGGACAGUGGCAGCAUUUCGUUUAUUACAUUGGUAUUUAAAUAAAGGAAAGAAAGGUGCAAUAAAGAGCAACUAUGAAUCAAUGGCACAAUUACGAGCAUCACAAACACAAUCCCAAAAGAAAAAGAAAAUUCUUGCUGUUGAUAAAGAAUUCUUGCUUCGUCUUGGUAAAUUGCUUCGAAUUUUAGUUCCAAAUAUUUGGAGUAAAGAAUUUUUAUGGCUUGCACUCCAUUCAACAGCUUUAGUCGUCAGAACAUUUUUAUCUAUAUUUGUUGCCGACUUAGAUGGAAGAAUGGUACGAAGUGUCGUGCAAAAGGAUCUUCGUCAAUUCCUUAUUGAGCUUGGGAAAUGGAUUCUAGUUGCUAUUCCCGCUACAUUCACCAACAGUGCUAUUCGAUAUUGUGAGAGUAAACAAGCUCUUGCUUUCAGCACAACACUCGUGAAAAAGGCAUACAAAAUGUAUUUUAAAAACCAGACUUAUUACAGGAUAAGCAACAUGGAUAGCAGAAUAGCAAAUGCUGAUCACAGUCUGACUGAAGAUAUCAACGACUUCACAUCCUCUGUUGCUCAUUUAUAUUCUCAUCUGACGAAACCGAUUCUUGAUGUUGUUUUGAUUUCACACACUCUUGCUACAAGAGCUGCUGAGAAAGGAGCCAACAGCAGGUUACCGGGAAUAAUUUCAACAAUUACAAUAUUUGUUACUGCUCGAGUUUUAAGAGCUGUGUCUCCAAAGUUUGGAACUUUGAUCGCUGAAAAAGCAUCGAGAAAGGGAUAUUUACGGUACAUCCAUUCAAGAAUAAUACAAAAUGCAGAGGAAAUUGCAUUUUAUGGUGGAGAAAAGGCAGAACUCAACUUAUUACAGCGAUGCUAUCAAUCAUUGGAGAAACAGACUCAUAAAAUUUAUCUUCAUAGAUUAUGGUACAUCAUGGUGGAACAAUUUUUUAUGAAAUACGUCUGGGGGGCUUCAGGAAUGUUAAUGACCGCUAUCCCUAUUUUGACUGCUAAGGGAUAUUCUGAUAAGGCUACUGAAGAAGAAAUUGCUGAAUGGGAAGCUGUUACUGAAGAUCAAGCUAUGGGGUUAAGGACGGAAUCAUUUAUGGCGACUCGUAACUUGUUACUGAAUGCAGCAGACGCAAUUGAAAGGAUAAUGAGUUCAUAUAAAGAAAUCACGGAAUUGGCUGGAUAUACAUCUCGUGUUUGGGAAAUGUUUGAGGUUUUCAAAGAUGUCAGUGAAGGAAACUAUGUAAAAACUGUCGUAGAAGGUUCUGGAAAGGAUGGAGAAAAAGUUGAAAAUGUUGCUCAAUCUAUGAAUAUUCAAGGUGAUGUCAUUGAAACAGAGCGAGAUAUAUCAUUGGAAGAUGUUCCUAUCAUUACACCGAAUGGUGAUAUCGUUGUUGAGAGGCUUAAUCUACAGGUUACUUCUGGAGUUCAUCUUCUCAUUACUGGACCAAAUGGAUGUGGAAAGAGUUCGUUAUUCAGGAUAUUGAGUGGAUUGUGGCCUGUCUACAAUGGAAAAUUGUCAAAACCACCUCCUUCAAGCAUGUUCUAUAUUCCACAAAGGCCAUACAUGUCCAUUGGUACACUUCGUAGUCAAGUAAUUUAUCCAGAUACAUUGGAAGAUAUGAAGGAAAAGGGAGUCACCGAUAAUGAUUUGAGACAUAUAUUAGAGACUGUCAAUUUGUAUUAUAUUGUACAAAGAGAAGGAGGUUGGGAGUCAGAAGCUGAUUGGAAAGAUGUUUUAUCUGGAGGUGAAAAGCAAAGAAUGGGAAUGGCAAGACUCUUCUAUCAUAAACCUGUCUAUGCAUUGCUCGAUGAAUGCACAUCUGCUGUUAGUAUUGAUGUCGAAGGAAAAAUAUUUCAAGCUGCCAAAGAUGCCGGAAUUGUGUUGCUAUCUAUCUCUCACAGACCAUCCCUCUGGAAAUAUCACACUCAUAUACUUCAAUUUGAUGGUGAAGGAGGAUGGAAUUUUAGCGAACUGGAUACUGACACAAGGUUGUCUCUGAAUGAAGAAAAGCAGCAAUUGGAAACAUCGCUUGCUGGUAUACCGAAGAUGCAAAGCAGAUUGGACGAAUUGUGUUCUAUUUUGGGAGAGGAUUCCGUACUCAAAUCAAAGCCUAUAUUCACUGAAGAAUAGUAAUAAUGUUAACACUGAUUUGUUCCAUUAUAUAAAUUAAGUGAUAAAAAUAAUGUUUUUAUUAUUUUAUAAUAUUUAUAUAAUUUCAGGGUAAUUUAUUCACUUUUUUGUUGCUUAUAUUUGAAGUGUUAAUUUAAGGUCGAAAUUUUUGAAUUCUCAUUCAAAGUCUGUAUAUUUACCAAGCAUGGGCUGAUGAUGGGGCAUGCCUAGUCGGCAUGACCCAUCAUCAACCCCUACUUAGUCGAUUGAAUUUAUUUUGCUGUUUAGAAGCAUGAUUUUUUUUUUCUUUUCCUCGUUAUCUGUCUUAACAAAGUAAAAAUUUGAAAUUAUGAAAGGUUGAGAUCGAAUAAUUUACUGUUCUGAAUACAUAUAAAUUAGUAUAUUUGAAUAUUUAAUAUAUUAAUAAAACGAGUCAUGCUCAACAGAGAAAUCUCAGAAAUCUAAUUUGAUAUUGCAGAAUUAUCAGGACUGAGUAAAAAUUUGAAAUUAUAAGUACAGGAAGGUCAAAUCGAAUAAUGUGCUAUUCUGAAUACAUGAAAAAUAUAUAUGAAUAUGGAUUGUCAAAUAUAUUGGCAAUGUGUGUAAUGUUCAACAUCUGAAUCUUAGUAAAUUGAUAAAAUUUGAACUCUGUAUUGCAAAAUACCGAUAUAUAAGAUAAAUAUUCUGUGAUUGAUAUUAUAUUCUUACAGUGUAAGAACUUACCAACGAAUGUUAAACGAUUGAAAUGAGACAAAUUGAAAUAUUUUUCUAAAAUCAUAGAUAGCUAAAUUGAAUAUACCCAAUUUGAAAUGUAUGAGAUUAUUCCAUUUGUUUUGGACAUAGGCUUGAAAUGAAGCAUUUUGCUCCACUGAUAAAGAGAAUUUCUUAUCCUGGAACAGUUGUUUUAAUGGAGACUAUUAUUUAACUGUCAACUUUUGUCAGUAAAAUUAGACCUUCGUUUUAUCCAAGCCCACCACCCCUUGCACUGUGCUAUACUUAAUAGGGAAUAUUCUCGCUCAUCCAAAAUCAGUAUUUAUAUUCCUGCUAAGUUGUAGCAUGUAUAUGUAGUAUAUUGUGCAGUAAUUUGCAGUCAUACCUCAGCUACUCUUCAAAAUUAUUUUCAUUUUUUCAAAAUGAGUGAAUUAGUGGAAUGUGCAGUGUAUCACAAGCGUUGAUAAUUUUAUAUGUCACGACAUGAGCUAUAUAAUCAUUUAGCCAUAUAUACCAGGGGUGGGCAAAUCGUAUGCUGGAUCCGUCCGACUUGUGUCUGCUGAAAUUACGACCAUAGUUUUUAUGGAUAUAAAUUUCGAUGGAAAAACGUCAUAAUGACCCCGAUUGUUAGUGUGCUUCUUCUUAUUAUUAUAUAAACGUUAGCAUAGCUGUUGUAAAUAAACUUCUUUUAUUCAUAGUUUUCAUAUUGAGUUUGGACGUCCAGUAACCAAGUCUAUUUUUUGUAGCUGGCUUACUCGAAAAAUAAUUGCCCACUCCUGAUCUAUACAAAUACGGAGAUAUAUUUUGACGAUGAUCUUGCCCUGAAAUAUAAUAUAGCUUUUACUGACUGUAAAACUUUGAUUAUGAUGAUAUAAAACUUCUAUAAAUAUAUAUUGUAAUUUCGUUUUUUUGUUUGAUACAAUUGUUCCAAUAUACAACGAAUUUUAUCAUUGUGAAAAUAUGCAGUUAUAAUAAAUAUCGUGUUAAUUUGA
Molecule: messenger RNA, 4026 nt
Organism: Styela clava
Lineage: Eukaryota; Metazoa; Chordata; Ascidiacea; Stolidobranchia; Styelidae
Product: ATP-binding cassette sub-family D member 1-like
Biological process (GO): long-chain fatty acid import into peroxisome; peroxisome organization; very long-chain fatty acid catabolic process
Cellular component (GO): peroxisomal membrane
Molecular function (GO): ABC-type transporter activity; ATP binding; ATP hydrolysis activity
Source: RefSeq, a predicted model, not a curated record